AUGCCCGCCGUGUCCGAGAUGCAGCCCCAAAGCGAUGCGCCCAUCAGCAGGAGCAUGAGCCGCUACCACCGCAGACCGACUACCUCGCACGCGACCAGCCCAAACCCCCCACCGCUCCGUUCGAACACCAUUCCAAAUGCCCCUCCUCCCCUUCCUGCGCAAGUACCGCCCUCCACGCCCUCGACAUCCCGGAACCGCGCUGUGAGUUCGCCGUACCAAUCGUCGCAUUCCGCAAACACCGGCCAGCGUCGGCCCAGGACCGCCAGGACUCGCACGACAGAGGCCUCGCCGCCCGUCUCCAAUGCGCCGCGACAGCAGUCGCUCAGAGGCGAUGACAGCGCGAGAGAGGUCUUGCAGCGGGAGAAGGAGAGACAGCGACAGCUCAAAGAAAAAUAUGAGGCAGAGGCACGCGCACAGAAGCAGGCUAAGCAGGCCGAGCAGGACAGAAUCGAGAGGAUGCGACACGAAGAGGAAGAAGCUGCGCGCUUAGAUGCACAACGAGAGAUGGAAGAAGCUGAGGCCCUACGUCGGCAGCGGGAAGAACAAAAGGCCGAACAAGAACGUGGCAGACGAUUACAGAAGGCCGAGAACCAGAAAGUCCUCCAACAAAGGGAAGAGGGCGUCCGCAAGGCGAAGGUCGAAGAGAAGGAGCGGCAGGCAACCCUCGCAAAGCUUGAGCAGAAGGCCCGAAAAGCUCCCUCUUCUUCACCUCCAGUAUCGCCACCGCGGCAGCAGGAGACAGGUUUCGGAAUGUUCAAGAGGAGAAAGGAUGAAGUUUUGGGUCUAGAUGCCCCUGUGCAACAACCAACUGCACCGCAACUGAGUCUUAAUCUCGGAGAGGAGGACACUAUCAGACCGGGCGGAGGUGGCGUUGUUCUAGGCAUCGAUGCGCCUACAUCCGCCGUGAACGCUGGUGAUAGACGCGUUAAAGUCGUGUGCAACGAGAAGCGCAUCCUGCUCCCUGUGACUCCAACCACGACUCCUCUCGAUCUUAUCAAAUCUGCUGCCACGGUGCUCACAGAUCCCAUUGACGUUCGCACAGCUGUUAUUUCCGAGCUCUUCACCAAGGUUAGCAUCACACGCCCCCUUCGCAACUACGAGUACGUGAGAGAUGUGAUGAACUCCUGGGAUUACGACAAUCAGAACGAACUUACCAUCAUUGACUCUGAUGUCGACGGUAUCGACCAGGACAGUCUACUCUCGUACAAAGUCCCAGACACCAGACCAGAGGGCGCUUCGUGCUUUAUCCAAUACUCAUCGAGACCUGGGAAAUGGAGUAAACGACUUCUCAUCCUUCGCCCAGACGGACAAUUAGUCAUGGCCAAGAACGAAAAGACCAAGGAAAAGGACCAGGAAAACAUCUGCACACUCACAGACUACGACAUCUACUCGGUGACCCAGUCCAAGCUGGCACGGGUGAAGCCCCCAAAGAAGAUUUGCUAUGCCGUCAAGAGUAUGCAAAAGUCUAACAUCUUUGCGGACGAAUCGCAGUAUGUCCACUUCUUCUGUACCAACGACCGAAACAUAGCGAACACGUUCUACACAGCGUUACAGACGUGGCGGAGUUGGUAUCUCAAACACCAGAAGGGCGAGGGUUUGAAGAAGAAGACUCAUGCGACACGCAAUGUGUCCGGGGCUGCUGAAGCCGCACAGACGUCGUCGCAUUCAAGAGGAGAAUCAGUUGGGUCGCAUUACCAGCUCGGUGCUUUCUCGUCCUUGCUCGAUAUGGACAGUUUCAACAAGACGCUGGACCAGAUUGAAGUUCACAAACCGGGAGAGUUUCCAGACGACAAACCUCUUUCCAAGCUCGAUAGCAGGGCAAUGCACUCGCGGAUGAAGUCGAUACGUGUAAAGCAACCACCCCCAGCCGCUUUCAGCAAGAGUGGUCUGGUUGCAGAAAGCACUUCACCGCCGAGUGCCCGCAGUCGAAGUGUUGAUCAGCAAGGCGACGAGGCGUUUGCAUCGAGCGGCCUUCUGGGACGUAGCUACACGCAACGUCAAGCCGCUCUACAAGCUCGUGAGCCGUCAGGCCCGUUCACAGAAGGUCCAUCUCUGCUGAACAACAUGGGCCGUGUAGCCCAAGUAUCGUCCAACGAUUCUGGUCUGAAACGUAAUACCUCAGUCCGCAGCAAUCAUCACCGGCGAGCAUCCAGCGAUCUCCAACGUAGUGCUUCGAAGCGUGUACCUGGCAUGCCCGAGCCUUUGGUCGAUCUAACACCCCAGUACCGCCCGCCACCGCAGCAUCUGAACAAGGGCAAAGGCUACAAUCCAGGAGCUGGCGCCGGGCCGUUGGUCGAAAGUGCAACGUCGAUCGAGGAGGCUAUCAAGGUUCCCUCAUCAACAGACUGGCGCGCCGGUCGUCCAGGCACAUCGCGAGCCGCUGGUGGCCACGAACGCACGCGCUCGCUCAAGGGUCGUGGCGAGCCAUUGGCUGCGUAUACACAAAAUAACCAUCUCGGUGCUCCAGAGGAUGACAGUAAGGCGUUUACCGGAGGCGGUUUGCUAUCUCAAGCCGGCUACUCGCAGGGGAAGGACAUGGUGGGUAGGGGCGUUAUGGAUGGUAGUAAAGCCAGGGGCCCCAUGGUCAACCUCUCGUCGAACAACGAAUUCGCACAAGGCAGUUUGCUGAGUGCGCUGCCAAACGCUGCUCCGGUCAUCGAUCGGAGUGGUAAGUAG
Messenger RNA from Alternaria conjuncta, 2676 nucleotides. RefSeq lists its product as uncharacterized. Bases 1 to 2676 code for a protein of 891 amino acids. The transcript is spliced from 2 exons. The record is from RefSeq and is a predicted model, not a curated record. NCBI's taxonomy places the organism in Eukaryota, Fungi, Ascomycota, Dothideomycetes, Pleosporales, Pleosporaceae.